Messenger RNA from Zingiber officinale, 597 nucleotides. Its product is annotated as transcription factor bHLH62-like. The record is from RefSeq and is a predicted model, not a curated record. Gene Ontology annotation, molecular function: protein dimerization activity; DNA-binding transcription factor activity. Gene Ontology annotation, cellular component: nucleus. Lineage: Eukaryota; Viridiplantae; Streptophyta; Magnoliopsida; Zingiberales; Zingiberaceae. Bases 10 to 597 code for a protein of 195 amino acids. The transcript has 3 exons. Gene Ontology annotation, biological process: regulation of DNA-templated transcription.
UCAAAUCUGAUGGGAGAAUAUGCAAGGAGUUCUAGUUGCUUCGAGCCCAGCUGCCUCUAUGCCAUGGAGAUGGAUUACGGGUUGGAUUUCAUGACGAGCCAAUUCGAGGAGUGCACGAUGGAGAUCUCAAGCCUUGGCUUAAUGAGCUGCUUCGACCAAGAUUACUUGUCCAACUACUCGUCUUCUCCGGAUCACCUGCUCACUUCGCCUUUGUUGCCGCAGCCCCUGCCGUCCUCCGCUGCUCCUGAGCUGAGCCAGGGGGGAGGAAGGAAACGGCGAAGCCUGGAGCAGGGAGAGUUUGGAUUGACUACUGACAUAAAGAUCAAAAAUAGCUCGGGGAACGGGAAGAGGGCGAGAGGCAACUCGAAGGAAGCAGGGAAGUCCAAAGAGGUGGUUCAUGUGAGGGCGAGAAGAGGCCAAGCCACUGACAGCCACAGCCUUGCUGAAAGAAGCAGAAGAGAGAGGAUCAAUGAAAGAAUGCGUUGCUUACAAGACCUUGUUCCCGGCUGUUACAAGGUAAUUGUUGAGUGCGUAUAUAUAUAUAAUUAUGGUUCCAUCAAUCAUAAGUUUCUAAACCAGUGGCCAUGGUUGUUUUAG